Molecule: messenger RNA, 1509 nt
Organism: Puma concolor (puma)
Lineage: Eukaryota; Metazoa; Chordata; Mammalia; Carnivora; Felidae
Source: RefSeq, a predicted model, not a curated record
AUGCUGCAGAAGCUUCGGGACGAUGAACUGCAGGUAGAGAAGCCUCUGGCGGAGCUUGACAACCUGGGACACACAGACUGGGCCCGGCUGUGGGUCCAGCUCAUGCGGGAGCUCCGCCACGGAGUGAAGCUGAAGAAGGUGCAGGAGCGAGAGUUCAACCCCUUGCCCACCGAGUUCCAGCUCACCCCCUUCGAGAUGUUGAUGCAGGACAUCCGCGCCAGGAACUAUAAGCUGCGCAAGGUCAUGGUCGAUGGAGAUAUCCCUCCCAGGGUGAAGAAGGAUGCCCAUGAACUCAUCCUGGACUUCAUCCGCUCCCGGCCUCCGCUGAAACAGGUCUCAGAGAGAAGGCUUCGCCCCUUACCCCAAAAGCAGAGGACCCUGCAUGAGAAGAUCCUGGAGGAGAUCAAGCAGGAGCGGAGGCUGCGCCCGGUGGGGGCCGAGCGCUGGCGUGGCCGGGGGUUUGGCUCUCUGCCCUGCAUCCUCAAUGCCUGUUCUGGGGACACCAAGUCCCCUUCCUGCAUCAACCUGUCUGUCAUGGACGCCGGGAACAACACCCAACGCCCACGGCCCCGGGUCCUGCUCAAGGCGCCCACCUUGGCUGAGAUGGAGGAGAUGAACACAUCUGAGGAGGAAGAGUCUCCGUGUGGGGAGGUGACACUGAAGCGGGACCGCUCUUUCUCGGAGCAUGACCUGGUCCAGCUCCGGAGCGAAGUGGCCUCUGGCCUGCAGCCAGGCACUCAGCCCCAAGGAGGGUUGGAAUCAUCCCGGCCCCGCACGGGCAGCAUGCACGCCUGGAGGCCAAGCACCCAGGAGCAGGGUUCCUUCCCUGUAAGUGUCCAGGUCCAGCCUGACCCUAGCUCUCUACCACACAGUGACCUGGGCUCAGCAGAGGACCGGCCGGAGGCUUCUGCAGCCCCAGACACCAAUCAUCUGUGGCUGGAGUUCAGCCACCCCGUGGAGAGCCUUGCUCUGACCGUGGAGGAAGUGAUGGAUGUACGCCGUGUGCUGGUGAAGGCUGAGAUGGAGAAGUUUCUGCAGAACAAGGAGCUCGUCAGCAGUCUCAGGAAGGGGAAGAUUUGUUGCUGUUGCCGAGCCAAGUUCCCGCUGUUCUCCUGGCCACCCACCUGUCUCUUCUGCAAGAGGGCUGUCUGCACUUCCUGCAGCAUAAAGAUGAAGAUGCCUUCUAAGAAGUUUGCACACAUUCCUGUCUACACGCUGGGCUUUGAGAGUCCUCGGAGGGUGUCAGCUACCAAAACGACGCCGACCCAGAGAAGAGAUGCCUUCCAAUCCCUGCAGGGGCCCCAGUGGCCGAGUGUGGAGGAGGCAUUCCCGCACAUCUACACCCACGGCUCUGUCCUCAAGGACGUCUGCAGUGACUGCACCAGCUUCGUGGCAGACGUAGUGCGCUCCAGCCGCAAGAGUGUGGAUGCCCUCAACACCACGCCUCGCCGCACCCGCCAGACCCAGUCCCUGUACAUCCCUAACACCUGGACUCUCAACUUCAAGUGA